AUGCAGAUCUUCGUGAAGACCCUCACCGGCAAGACCAUCACCCUCGAGGUCGAGAGCUCGGACACCAUCGAGAACGUGAAGCAGAAGAUCCAGGACAAGGAGGGCAUCCCUCCCGACCAGCAGCGUCUCAUCUUCGCUGGCAAGCAGCUCGAGGACGGCCGUACCCUGGCCGACUACAACAUCCAGAAGGAGUCCACCCUGCACCUUGUCCUGCGACUGCGUGGUGGUGGCAAGAAGACCAAGUGCUGCUUCGGUGAGUGUUCGAAGCGGGCGGUGAUGAUCACGGGCGACUGUCGAUUCUGUGAGCAGAAGUUCUGCGGGGCGCACCGGCUGCCCGAGGACCACGCCUGCCAAAGCAUCGACUCGUGCCGGCAGGCGGCCUUCAACAAGAACAAGAACAAGCUCCUCAACGAGAAGUGCGUGGCCCACAAGAUCUCCAUGUAG
Acanthamoeba castellanii str. Neff is the source of this 444-nucleotide messenger RNA. Its product is annotated as ubiquitin domain containing protein. The record is from RefSeq and is a predicted model, not a curated record. Lineage: Eukaryota; Discosea; Longamoebia; Acanthamoebidae. Gene Ontology annotation, cellular component: cytoplasm; nucleus. The transcript has a single exon. The coding region runs from base 1 to 444 and encodes 147 amino acids. Gene Ontology annotation, molecular function: protein tag activity; zinc ion binding; ubiquitin protein ligase binding. Gene Ontology annotation, biological process: modification-dependent protein catabolic process; protein ubiquitination.